AUGGCGCCAAACUCACAAUUUACAUCCGAAUCAACACCAUUGCCUUUACCAAUCCAAUCACAACUACCGCUUCCAGAGGACUCAAGACCCGCAGCCACAUCCUCCCAAUCAACCCCUCACGCAAACGACGAACUCGACUCGGGAAUUGAUCGCGCCGUAGCGAGACUCAACCGAAUCGCCAUUCUGUCCAAGCAAAGCAUUCUUGACGCCUGGAACAAACUUCUUCUCGCCUAUUCAUCCAAGAUCAAUCGACUUACCACGCUAAACGCUCGUCUUGAGACUGAACCAUUCCCCCUGUGGCUGAAGCGCACCAUCCCCCAAUCAACGUUGAGCCUGGUCCUCGCAUCUGUUUACCAGAACCAUUGGGACGUUCACGUUAAUACGAAGCGCAACGAGGCCGCGUACCGCCUCAAGGCAGUCACCCAUCUGCAUCUCGAUUCACACUGGGAUCUUUACCUUUUUUUCGGCCCUGCUGCUGUCGCUUCUCGUGCGUGCUGGUUAAAGCUUCCCCCGCACAUCGACGCCCGCAGGCUAUUUCAUCGACUUGUGACCAUCCGCGGUCUUGGUUCGAGCUACCUUGACCAGUUCUUUUCAGUUCCAGAAUUUACGGCCGCAAAGAAAAUUGGCCCUGCAGGUGCCGCCACUCCCUCAGCGAUUCCCGGCAACACAUCCUCACGCAACAUGGAGAAAGCCACUACGGCAUCCUCGCGAUUGGUCACGCGAUCAAAUAAGCGAAAUACGACUCUUCCUGGUAGCGGUGGACUGACGAGGUCGGGCUCAAGCAACAAUCUUCAAGGCAACCCCGGUUCUACCGAUAUGCCCAACCACGAAUUCGAUGACAGCGCGAUCGGCGACAUUGACAAUUCGGAAACGGAUUCGAGGGAGGGUUCGGGUGUCGAUUUGAACCCCGAUAUGGCUCGCCCCAGCGUUGCUGCGAAAUCUGCCCACUCCACCCAGAAUGCCCUCAACCGCGAAACGAGUGGUCAGGCCCAACCAACGGCAUCGUCGCACGAUGGUCUUGAGAAUGCAGGUGCAACCGCAGAAACUUUGCAGUGUGUCUUGAACGACAUCAAAGAUGAAGGCCGCUUCCGGAAAAUCCACGAUCAGAUCAAGGUCGAUGCCACGUACACGACAGUCGCCCGUAAGGACAAGACAGAGUCGGAGAGCAGCAUCGUCCAGCUGCGCGAGAAGACCCUUGCUCGUCUACGCGCUAUCGAGGAGCAGACUGACGGCUGCGUUGAUGAUGAGGAGGACUAG
Molecule: messenger RNA, 1257 nt
Organism: Colletotrichum scovillei
Lineage: Eukaryota; Fungi; Ascomycota; Sordariomycetes; Glomerellales; Glomerellaceae
Exons: 2
Coding region: 1-1257 (418 amino acids)
Source: RefSeq, a predicted model, not a curated record